GAGCCCCAAGAAACAAAAGCCCUCGCUGAAACGAGCCGGCCCCAGGCUUCCCUUUGAAAUGGCCAAGUGCUUCAGACACAGAUGGGCUGGUUAGCAGGUCUGUGAGUGAGUGCCAGCUGCCCGCCCCUGGACGCCGGAGUUUCUGCUAGCAGGCCCAGUCCAGCAUACUGCUGCUGUGCACCAGCAGAGCGGGAAUUGAUGUGGGUCUUAGAGGCGGGCCAGUGCCCUUCCCAGGUCGGCUUCCAGAAGCAUUAGGACUCCAUAGGGAACAAGUAAGACUAACAGCUUGGACAGCUGUUGCAGAGGCUGAAGACCCUAGCUGGGAAAGGCGAGUCAAUUCAGAAGGGAAUCCCGGUGCUGGAAUCCGGAUCAGAGGCCGAGUUGGAGUUGCCCCUCCCCCAUGUCAAUUGACGAACACCUGGACCCAAUUCCUGACAGCUUCAUCCUGCAGCCGCCGGUCUUCCACCCGGUGAUUCCUUAUGGCACAACAAUCUUUGGUGGCCUGUAUGCAGGCAAGAUGGUCAUGCUGCAGGGUGUGGUCCCUCUACAUGCACAGAGGUUUCAGGUGGACUUCCAGUGUGGGUGCUGCCUGCAUCCCCGGCCAGAUAUUGCCUUCCACUUCAACCCUCGCUUCUACACUGUCAAGCCCCACGUCAUCUGCAACACCCUCCAAGGUGGACUCUGGCAAAAAGAGGUCCGGUGGCCAGGUGUCGCCCUGCAGAGAGGGGCUGGCUUCCUCGUUCUCUUUCUCUUCGAUAAUGAAGAGGUGAAGGUGAGUGUAAAUGGACAGCACUUUCUUCACUACCGCUACCGGCUCCCACUGUCACGGGUGGAUACGCUGGCUAUAUCCGGUGACAUCUUGGUAAAGGCUGUUGGAUUCCUGAACAUCAAUCCAUUUGUGGAGGGUAGCCAAGAGUAUCCAGUUGGAUAUCCCUUCCUGCUGUAUAGCCCCAGGCUGGAGGUACCCUGCUCACGAGCUCUUCCUCGGGGUCUCUGGCCUGGGCAAGUCAUUGUAGUUCGAGGACUGGUCUUGAAAGAGCCAAAAGAACAGAACACUGGCCUGGGUCUCCUCCUGGGGACGAAAGAAGCUGAUCUCAGCCCCCUUCCUCUUCCACCCCCAGCGAUUCUUCGAGGUGCUGCUUCUGUGCCAAGAGGGAAGGCUGAAGCUGGCACUCAAUGGGCAGGGGCUGGGGACCACCAGCCUGGACCAGAAAUCCCUGGAGCAGCUUCGGGAGCUCAGGAUCAGUGGAAGUGUCCAUCUCUACUGUGUCCACUGCUAAGAAAGGCUCCAAGGACACCCCAGCCAGAGAAGAGAAAAGGCGGCUGCAACCAGGGCCCCACAGUUAUAGCCCCACUCUGCUGUUCUCACAGGAGAAAUUACCCUGGCAUCACUGUGUCAGGCCUAGUUCACAUCUGCGUCACAAGCCUGAAUCUAAAAGGACACACACACACACACUUAUUGCAUUUUAAUCUAUCAAUUCUGAAAAUAAGGGCCAAGGUUAAUUUCUCUCUUCACCCGUCUUCCACAUGCAAAUUCUAUCUUGGUCUUCAUUCCAAAUAUUCCAUGGGGACCUGGGCUGAAACUCUAUCCAGGCCCAGCCACUGAGAAGGCAAAUAGAGUGUGAACAAGAUGAGCCCCAAAUCUGUGAUCAACACACACCAUCUGCACUCACCUUUUUAUCUACACUCCUUUUAUCUACAGUCACUCACUAGUUUGUGAAGCCUUUGCCCAAAGUGAGCAAAUAUCACAGCUGCUCUCAUGGCUUUGGCCAAAAGGAACCAGCCACAUCCCAGAAAAACACACUGAUGAUGGGGCGACAUUUUGGUCACCCAACCAUGUAAACACCAAUAAUCUCUCAUAAGAUUAUAAUAUAGUCUGAGUGGGCCAGAGAUUAUUCAGUCUAUGUUUCUAUAAUACACCCUGCAAUGUCCACACAAUGGCAAAAUAGCCAAAUAAUGCAUUUCUCAGAACUUGUCCUUGUCAUGAAGUGAUACAUGACUAUCCAGCAGAGCUGGUAGACCAGGAAAAAACUGAAUCUGUAGAGUGUUUGACUGGGACUAUUCCUGGAAAUAAAGUCUGGGCUCUCCUUUGAAUGGUCUGAAGACUCUGUCUCUUGGGAAUGCCUCUGUAACCCCAUCUACCUGCCCAGUGCUGUGGCAGGUCAUGGGUGGACAAUGCUGAUGAAGGAUAUGCUGUGUUAUACUCUAAGCAGAGAGCCAUUUCCUUCCCUUGUCCAUUUGCCAAGAUUGAUUAUGCACCUUUCAUGAAGGGAAAAAUCCUCAAAUAUCCAAGAGGAAAGCUUUUACUGCAAAUAUAUGUCUUUAUUGUAAUCCAGGGAAACUAGAAGUCAGAAAAAAAAGAUGGCUGAGAGGCAACCCCUAGACACCAAGACCCAGGAUUCUAGGAAGAAUCUGGAUCAAAGAAGAGAUGUCAGGUUGGUGGGUUGAGGUUACUUAUUUAACCUUCCAAUGAAAUAAACUAUAUUGGGAGAACUCUAAUAAUCUUAAAACUUUUGGAGUAAAAUUUACUUGGUGUUGAUGAAUCUUAAUAAAAAUUGUACAUUUUAUCCACUGAUAUUAUGUAUUUUGUAUUAUGUUCACAAAUUAAAUUGGCUUGUCAUUUUA
Molecule: messenger RNA, 2625 nt
Organism: Arvicanthis niloticus (Nile rat)
Lineage: Eukaryota; Metazoa; Chordata; Mammalia; Rodentia; Muridae
Source: RefSeq, a predicted model, not a curated record